Messenger RNA from Eleginops maclovinus (Patagonian blennie), 2227 nucleotides. It is a transcript of the gene srfbp1, whose product is annotated as serum response factor binding protein 1. Gene Ontology annotation, biological process: maturation of SSU-rRNA. NCBI's taxonomy places the organism in Eukaryota, Metazoa, Chordata, Actinopteri, Perciformes, Eleginopidae. The record is from RefSeq and is a predicted model, not a curated record. Gene Ontology annotation, cellular component: 90S preribosome; nucleus.
AACGCUGAUUGCCACGCGCCAUAAAACCAUAAAGAAGAAUGACGUCAUCAAAAACGUCAGAAAACAUGGCUGCUACCACCGAGUCGAGACGUUUUUCUUAAUUUUAAAUGUUUAAUAUUCACUUCUGAACGAUAAUGUUUACCAUGGACAAAGUAGAGACAAUUGUGCAAUCUGCUGAGGAGGAGGAGAUGGAGCAGCAGCAGCAGGAGGAGGAGGAAGAAGGAGUUGAAGGAGAGGAUGAAGAAGCAGGAGACAAGGAGGAAGAAGGAGAAGCAGGAGACGAGGAAGAAAAAGUAGCAGGAGACAAGGAGGAAGAUCAGGAAGAAGGGAAACAUGAAGAUGAUGGACAACAAGAAAAUGGAGUGGAAAAGGAAAAGAAAGAAGAAGCCGUGCCGCAGGCUGCAGUUAAAACAAAAGUGGCUAAAAAGAAAAAGAAUCCAUUUCCUGCUAAAACCAAAGAGAAAAGGCCCGAUGAAGUCCUCAACCUCAACAAUGAGGUGGUGAGGAUGAGGAAGGAGGUGAAGAGGGUGAGGGCGUUGAUCAUCCGGAAGCUGCUGCGACAGAUUGCGGCCCUGAAGAAGAAGAAGGGGAAAGAGAUGGAGAUUGAGAGGAACCAGAGGAGAGCUGCCAGACUGCUGGAGGAGAUCCAGGCCAUGAAGGUCCUCUCACCAGACGUGGUGACCAAAACAGCCCUUCAGAAGAAUCUGAACUUUGACCAGGCGUGUAAAGACCCAAAGUGUACUAUAUCUGACCGGGCCAUGGCGCGCAUCGCUACACACCCUCAGUUCAAGAAGAAGAUCGAGACCAUCAAAGCUGCUGUGAAAGCCUUCAAAGAGGAGCGGAUGAAGGCUGGAAAGCAGGGACUUAAAGAGAAAGUGCAAAAUAAACCUCUCAAGGUGACGCCACAGACACCAGACAAAAAGGUAGAGAGCAAGAUUGAGAAAGUCCAGGAGGAGAUUACAGUGGAGCAACAGGAGGUCAUAGAGGAUGAGAAAGUAGAAGAUAUCAUUAAAGACUCUAAAGAGGCAUCUGUUGCUGGACCUGAAGUGGAAACUGUGAUAGCAACUCCUUUAGCUGAAGCUGCUGCUGAGGAAAUAGAAGAAAUACUAGAGUCUAAGAUUGUAAAACUAGCAGAAAUUAAAAUUAGUGAAGCAAAGGACAAUUUGAAAAAUAAACCUAUAAGGAAAGUUGUAGAAAAGAAACCUGAGCUAAAGCCUGCAGCUGAAGUGCUGCACGAAACAAAAGAUGAGGAGGAGAGUGAUUUAGAGUUAUCAGACGAUGAAGAGAAAGAGUACUUUGACGACAACGAGGAACGGUUCCACAAGCAGUCCUCCCACUCUGAGGAGAGCGACGACGAUGGCGGCUUCUUUGUCGGGAAGGUGAGCAAAUACAAGAAGAAGAGAAAGCCGAAAAGUGGAGACGGGGUGAGAGCAGAUGAGCAAAGUGAGGUGAGGAGUUCAGACCGAGUUCAGAGUGAACUUGAUGAGCUUGAGUCCAGGUUAAAGUCUAAAAAGAACUCGCUUCAGUCUGUCUUUUGUCCUUCCCUUUCUACAUCUAAGCCUGGUGGGGGCAGAGGAGGGGGCAGAGGGAGAGGUGGGGAUAGAUUUAUGGGCCGAGGGAACUCAAGGGGAGGCAGUGGUCCAAAUAGGGAUUUUAGAAGAGAGUCAAAGUUCCAAAAUCAAGAGGAAGGAGCAGAAAGAAAUUCAAGGUACAGUAAGCCCUGCCCUGAGGCGUCAGAGAGGGGCUUUUCCUCCGGCGGCAGAGGGAGGGGUCGAGGCAGAGGAGACUUUAUGAGGCAAAAUGAUCGCAGGGGUGGAGGUGGAGGACGAGGUGGAUAUUCCCAGCAGCCACCACAGCAGGCACUGCAUCCAUCCUGGGAGGCCAGCAAGAAAAGGAAGGAGCAGCAAGGACAGAUCCUGGCCUUCCAGGGGAAGAAGAUCAAGUUUGACGAUUGAUUGAACAUCUCUGUUGUUUAGAGAUGUUUACUGGAUACUGAUCUUUUGUUUUCUAUUUCUUUCAUACUAUAUUCGGGAUAUCUGGCAAACCAGUUCAGUGACUAGUUCAUGUGUUGUGCCAUAAAUGUAAUAAUUUCCUAGAAAUGCCCGACACUGUAUUAUUAAUUGUACUUAAAAUUCAAUGUAAUUUGGUAUCUUUUUUAUAACAAUAUCAGUCAGGAUAUUUUAUGACAUACAAAGUCAAGUUAUUAAAUGGUUUUAUUUCAUUUUCA